Messenger RNA from Paramecium octaurelia, 821 nucleotides. Lineage: Eukaryota; Ciliophora; Oligohymenophorea; Peniculida; Parameciidae. The record is from the annotation of a GenBank genome assembly.
AUGAUGACUUCACCUCCAAGACCUCAGCCAGUAAUGCCAGGAAAUUAUCCCACAAUCAAUUAUUCAGUCAAGACCACAAUAAACAUAUCCUCCUAAACUUACUUAGGUGAAUUUGAAUUUAUUUUAUCUAGAAGGGGUAUUGUUAACCAUAAUACUAAUAACCCACUUUUCCACUUAAAUAAUAGCCAGUAACUUUGCCAUAGCAACCUCAAAGAGUUCAAUAUCAAUAGCCCCCCUUUGGUUCUACAUCAUUACCUUAUAAACCAUGUGCUAUUUAUGCACCAAAUGCACCUGCCCUACCUAAAUUUAUAAUCCUUGAUAAAAAUUUGUACUUUUAUUUCAGAUUAUUUAUAGUAAUGUCAAUAACCAGUUUAAUAAUAAGUACUUCUAUGAAAUGUACAAUAACCUUAUUCUCAAACGUAUAAACCUCCUUCACAAUUAUUCCAACCCAUAGCCUUCACAUUAAUAGUGUUAAUUAAAUCCAUAGUAUUAGCAAUAAUUAAUUUAAAAAUCUAUCUAAAAUAAGGCGAUUUAACCACCUAAUUUAAUUAAUACCUCAAUAUACGCCUAAACAAAGACCUCCUGAAUAGAUUUAACUAUAGUAAUAAAGAUCUUAAUAGAAUUAACAGAAAGAUUAGAAUUUAGAAGAUAAAUUUAAGAUGCAAUUGAUAAAGCCAGGGAUUCAACAGAGAAAUAUCAAAAUCCAUAAUAACCAUAAAAGAAGGCUCCUGAUGAUUAAUAAGAUUAAUAGUUAUAGAAGCUUGUCCUUUAAUAAAAAGAAGGAUAUAUUUAUAAAGGCUAGGAAGAUGAACCAGCAAUGA